GUAGCCGAGAGGAGGAAGGGUGGGGGGGCGCUGGGUGGGAAUGAAGGGAUCAGCCUAGCCUAUCCUGCACACGGGGUUAGAUGUGAAGCCAGCGCUGAGGAGUAGCACGCAUUGCCAGCCUGCACCCAGACCCCAGUUCGAUUCCAGCUUUCACCCCCCCACCUACCCCAGGCUACCGGAGUGUGUCUGAAAACACUAUAGAACGGAGCCUUGUCUUUCAGUGAGGGAGUUACUGUAUCCGCCAGGAUUUCUUCGGAGUGUCAGUCUUGCCAAGAAACUUUCGAUUCCGCGCUGCAAGCGAGGGGAAGCGUUGCUGUUUGAGCGAGAGAGAAUGCCUGUUCUGACUUCCCCAGAAAUCGCCACGAAAUUCAAGGAGAACUGGAUGAUGCUGCAUCCGGAGGAUCAAGACAAUGUGAACGGUGCUGUGAACCUGGAUGAUAGUCUGACCAGCCUCCAGUGGCUGCAGGAUUUCUCGAUCCUCAGUGCCAACCUGGAGAAGCCUCCUGGUGCCCAGCAUCACUGCAAGCAGCAGCACACGCCUGGCUCAGACUCCCCUGCUUCACCUCCAGCUGGUGAUACCGCUGCCAGUGGUGUGCCAGCUGGCCUGGGCAAGACCACCUCGGCGGUGGCUGGCACCAAGACCUUGAUCCAGGCUCAGCCUCCUUCCCAGAGCCCAGCGGAGGAUGUUGACUACAAGACAAACCCCCAUGUCAAACCGCCCUACUCCUACGCCACGCUUAUCUGCAUGGCCAUGCAAGCCAGCAAGAAGAGUAAAAUCACCCUGUCUGCCAUUUAUAACUGGAUCACCGACAACUUCUGCUACUAUAAGCACGCUGACCCCAGCUGGCAGAAUUCUAUUCGUCAUAACCUUUCUUUAAAUAAAUGCUUCAUGAAAGUGCCAAGGCAGAAAGAUGAACCUGGUAAAGGGGGUUUCUGGCAAAUUGAUCCACAAUACGCCGAUAUGUUUGUUAAUGGUGUAUUCAAAAGGAGACGGAUGCCAGCAACACACUUUAGCGCCCUCAAACAAAGCAAACUCCCAUCUGUAACCACAUCUGAAGUCUCGAUAAAUCCGUCAACUGAACCUUUUCUGUCUUACUCUGGGCCUGGACAUACUUCUGUGCGGUACAUGGAAAAUGCUCACAAUAAUCCGCUUUUCAACUCUUCAGAUAACCAACGAACUGCAAGCAAACGCAAGCAAGCCUUGCCAAAGCGAACAAUGAAGAUGUCCAGAACUACCAAGUCUCCACUGCUGGCUCAUGACGAUAGAGAAUCUGAAUCACUCAAGGGAGACUUUGACUGGGCCUCAGUCUUUGAUGAUGUGUUCAAUGCAAACGGGAGCAAUUUUGAGGACCUAGACAUCAAUGCAGCUUUGAACUCUCUGGGUACAGAGCUGGAUCUUACUGUGCAAGGAAGGCAUAUUAGCCCACAGUCUAAAUGGUGCUCCAUGGGGAUGGACCAGGUUCUUGCGGAAACCACCAGCCAGGCUUCCCAGUUUGAAGAUUUUACAUUUUUCUCUGAUGCGCAAAGGCAUCCAUGGGAGGAGAUGAAGGAAGAAUUCCAAAUUACCCCUUUGGAUAUAGAUCAAGGCUUCAACUUCUAUGAAGGAUUCUUCAAUGAACUGCAUCAAUGGGAAAGAGGAGACAACUUUCUGUGACAAGACUACGUUCCCCUAAUGAUCAAUCUUGAACCAUUUGCUACAUUAGCAUUAACGCUCUUGAUUAUUGGAAAUGUACAGCUUACAUGAAGUUCCUUUAUACUGUUGAAAAAUGACCCGUUUGUUAUUUUUUAUCGUUUAUAAUUUUUACACUGGAAUACCAUUUAAGAGAUUUCCGUCAUGGUUGAAAGAAAUCAGUCUGAAAUUCUUAAUAGUUUAAGAUCAUACCAUCUGAUUACAUACCAGAUUGUACCACCAGAGGUGCACAAUACUGCAAUGUUUCAAAGGGAUGUGUUCUCAAAGCUAUUUGCCAUUUCAGAUUCUUUCUUUGUUCAAAGCCGAAAAUUGCUCACAAUUGCACUUGACACUUUGGAAGACAAUGUUGCUGAAGUGAAAAUAUGAAGCCAAUAGUCAAGUCAAGCAAACGUACAAUGAAUGGAACUGUGAUGGCACUAUUUACAUACAGUUAAUUAGGAGCUAGCUAAUUCUUAACUGAAAUGGUUCUAAGAGCUUAUCCUUGCUAGUUGAUCCAAAAAUUGUACAUUGAAGUAUAUUGCACUUACUCCUAAAAAUGACUAACCCUAACUUGUGUUAAAAUCAACUUCUGUUAACUUCCAGUUGCAGUGUUUCGCCAUAUGAACUUGAAUUAGAAAUACAGGGCUAAACUAGAAGUCAUUUCAAGUUAAUUUUCUACAUUUUUUUCUUGACUUGGCUAUUGAAUGAAUGUUGAGCUUUGGUUCAAUGGCUUCACAGAAUCAACACACUUACAGGAUGUAAGGCACAGUUUUGACCAUAUAUUUUUCCAUAAAAGACUUAUUUUGCUCAGACGUACUAGUGUUAAAGGUGUAGUUUUUUUUUUCUUUUUGGAAUUGAUUUGGUGACUAACCUGAGUGAAGUUCUCAAAACAGAAGGGACGUGGGUAGGAUUUGAUUCAGUUAUUGUUUGGAACUGCCCUUAAUCAUGACAAACUCAAGGUCUAAAUGAUUGAACACUAGAAAGGGCAAAUGAACUUGCUGCAUAUCCUACAGUGACACAAGCAUCUUGGGCUGCCUGCAUUAGCAUGGAUCUUUUUAAAACAAAAAUGUAAUCAAGUCAUCGUGAUUCUAUGCAGAAUUCCUUUACUUAUUGUGUUGGAACUGCUGCCUUAACAAUGAAGUUAUGGAGGGUUUCCAUCCCGUGACUUUUGCAAAGAGCUGCUAUGUAAUUCAGAAGAUGAAAUGAACAACGUUUGCUGAACUGUGUAACUAUGCCAAUCUCUAAUUCAUGAAUGCAGACUAGAGAUAAACUCAUCAAUCUUUGAGCUGAAUGGAUAAGUAGUCACUGUUAGAUGCUUGUUUUGUAACAGGGAAGUCGAUGUGUUUGCUUGGGUCACUGUUAAUUGACCAAUGGAGCAAAUCCCCCAUGUGUGCAAUCUCCCAUUUUCUAUUCUGGUUAAAUGCUAUUUGCCUCACCGCAAUAAAAAUUGUGGGGUUUAAAGCCCA
Molecule: messenger RNA, 3135 nt
Organism: Rhincodon typus (whale shark)
Lineage: Eukaryota; Metazoa; Chordata; Chondrichthyes; Orectolobiformes; Rhincodontidae
Gene: foxj1b
Product: forkhead box J1b
Exons: 3
Coding region: 332-1654 (440 amino acids)
Biological process (GO): regulation of DNA-templated transcription
Molecular function (GO): sequence-specific DNA binding; DNA-binding transcription factor activity
Source: RefSeq, a predicted model, not a curated record